Angiostrongylus costaricensis is the source of this 1404-nucleotide messenger RNA. Lineage: Eukaryota; Metazoa; Nematoda; Chromadorea; Rhabditida; Metastrongylidae. The record is from the annotation of a GenBank genome assembly.
AUGGAGGUCACGUAUAGCGACUACGAGGAAAUGUUCACCAAAAGGACAAUCGGAAGCACUACGGAAAGUUGUGCAAAUAUAAUGUUCGAGACAAAUACAAUAAUACAAUUUCCUGAUCGUCAUGAGGACAACACGGACUUUAUUCACCAAAAAUUCUGCCCAGUAGUUCUGAUGUUCGCCGUAUCAGAAAAACUACGUGACGAUGUUGCCAUUGUUGGACUAAAUCAAUGGUUAGAAAAGAGAACUCAAGACGGCUCCUUCAAUUUUCCUAACAUUCUCAUUCAAGCGUUACCUCACUCUAUGUCAGAGUCAUUCAAGGUCUCUUUCUCUACUCACAUGGAAGUCCCAGCUGCUCAACGGUCCCACCUUGUAGGAAUACCGGACGGGGCCCAACUGCUUGUUAUAUCUCGUUUUACUAAAGCAUUACUACAUUUCCCAUCUCAGUCGGAAGAACUCCCACAAACUGUCUUCUUCUUCUUUACUGGCCAACCAGAAGCUAUAUUAAAAGCCCGUCGUUUUGUACAGGGUUUGCUUCCUAUGCAGCUAUGUUUUCAUGCUGGAAAUGAGGACCUUCGCGCUAAAAUAGAAGAUAAAAAUCGUAUAGUAAAAUUUUAUGAUGAACUACUUCGCGUCUCCGUAAGCGUUGUGCCCUCAGACCUCGAGUCCGUCACGGUUCUUCCAGGCGAUCAAACGAGGCACUACAUAUCUCUUCGAACAAGUGAGUACAAUGUGGGCGCAUUAUAUGCCGUUAUGAGACGUGUACUCAAACGCGGGGAUGAUAUUCCUAUGGUGACGCCAACGGAUUAUGCUGAGAUGCUGCCACUUGUCCCAGACCUCAUGAAAUAUGCAUGUGAGGUGAAUUUCAGGUGUCGAUUGGAGCCAUGCUCUCUUGUUCUUCCCACAUUACCUUCAGUGCUUAACCCUACCGUUACUUCAUCGUCACAUUCCUUGGAAGGAAAUAUUUCUAACCACGCAGGUGCUUCUGAUCAGUUAGUAGAAUCCGUAGAAUGUCCGGCCGUUUCGCAUGAGAACUUUUCAUCUGAUCUUCUUCAACCUGCGCGUCCAAGGAAUAACUAUGGCGAGCGGCGGGGAAAUUCUUCCCGAUUGAAUCGCUUUGGACCAAAUCCUUAUUCCAAACAUCACCUUGCGUUACGAUGCCGCGGUGAAGUACACAAUCAACGUCCACGUAAUCCCAAAGUCGAACUUCAACGACGCGCGAAAAAUGGACAGUUUGUUGAGGGCCAACAAGAGUUCUGCCGGCGUCCUAGCAGAAGAAUGGAUGUCAUGGACCUCAUUAAACUCGCUUCUGCGGAGGACACUGACCGGCAAAGGGGUUCAGUUGAAGACAAUAGCUGUAUAGUUGAUUCUGGUGGCGCCCACGGUACAAACACCAUCAUGGAAUGA